Molecule: messenger RNA, 1041 nt
Organism: Rosa rugosa (rugosa rose)
Lineage: Eukaryota; Viridiplantae; Streptophyta; Magnoliopsida; Rosales; Rosaceae
Exons: 3
Coding region: 58-1041 (327 amino acids)
Source: RefSeq, a predicted model, not a curated record
GUUACACCUUCCUCCUCUUCAUAUAGCUCUCAUCAUCCAAAAUUUUCAUUAUCCAAUAUGGCCGAACAAAGGGGAAACACACGUCCAGUGGCCGGACAAGAGGGAGAUCAAAGUGAAGAUACUCAAGAUAAAAGGAGAUGGACGGAUGAGGAAGAUGUUCAAUUGUGCAAGUCUUGGAAAGUUGUAAGCCAAUGUCCGGCUGUGGGCACAAAUCAGAAAAAAAAUGACUUAUGGAUGCGCGUGAAGCGACAUUUUGACGCAAAUUGGCCGCAGAGCCGAUCAACCCAAUCUUUGCAGGGAAGGUGGAAAAUUUUGAAGGUUGAACUCUUUGAGUGGCAUUGUGCAUUAAGGCAAGCGAAAAAUUGGUACAAGAGCGGUUCGAAUGCGGUUGAUGAGCAAGAUGAAGCACAGAAAUUGUGGCAUAACGGGAUGAAGAAAAAAGGGAAGACCAAAAGACACCUGUUUCAGAGUUUUGAUAGUUACGCUGUUGUGGAGGGCUUUGCACAAUUUAAAGACAUCCCUAGCCAUACAUCCGGAGGAACAUCAAAUGUAGGAAGUCAACAUACGCACACACAACCAAUUGCUGAAAAUUCCCCCAUCAACUUGGACAUGGAUGUAGAUGAGGUAAUUGCAGGUGAAACUGCAGAUCCUAAUGUGAGGCCUCAAGGAAGGAAGGCUGCUAAGGAAGCAAUCCGGAAAGCCAAGAAGGCAGCGAAAGAAGGAAGUCCUUACUCAAGCAGUCUCGAGAGUAUAGCGAACAACCAAAUAGAGGCAACGAAGGGCAAGAAAAAACUCGAUGACGAAUUCGCUCGAAGUCUCCAAGAGGAAGAUAAAAGAGCAUGUAUCCUCUUGCAAAUCGAAAUGCGAAAAGAGCAACUCCUAUUUCAAGAAAGGCAAGAUCAAAUUAAAGAGAUGGAAGAGCGUAUUAAAGAGAGGGAAGAGCGUAUUAUGGAGAUUGAUACAAGUAAAAUGACACCAAAUAAAAAGCGUUAUUGGUUCAUUCCAUUGGCUAGUUUGGAAAUACCCCAAUUGAGGUCUUAA